This is a messenger RNA of Tetranychus urticae (two-spotted spider mite), 862 nucleotides long. RefSeq lists its product as uncharacterized. The record is from RefSeq and is a predicted model, not a curated record. NCBI's taxonomy places the organism in Eukaryota, Metazoa, Arthropoda, Arachnida, Trombidiformes, Tetranychidae.
UCUACAGCCGUUUGCUUCUCUUUCAAGUCCAAACUUUUUUGAAUUUUUGUCAGUUUUACUCAAGAUUUCGCUUCUCCACGUGUUCAGUGUUUCCUAGUUCAGACACAGAUUGAUAACGAUACUUGUUAAAAUGGCAGAACAGAAUAACAAUUCUAAUAGAAUUACUUUCAAAGUGAAGCAUUUGGAUGAAUAUCAUGACAUAGUCAUUGAUGUGAAUGCUGACAGAUAUAAAUACAAACACCAGCAACAGCCAAUAUUUGAACAGCUGGAAUCAAUAACUGGAGUACCAAGUAGAUAUACAACUGAUGUUAUUUUUCAUAGAAACAUUUACCCUUCCAACGCUCCUAAUGCACUUUGGGUUCCGAUGGCCUUUUACAACCAAAUAGCAUUCGUUCCUAAUUCGGUUAUGGGAUACGGUGAAAAUCAAGAUAUCUCCAUGGUAAACCUUCGUGAUGGUGAGCGCUUUCAUAUCCAAUAUUAUGCUCAUUAUGACCACUUUAUUUGUAAACGUAUAAGUUUUCGGUAUGUGCUAGUAGCAGAAAGAGAUGUUCCUGAAGAAGGCUGCAAUCGACAUCUCUGUCAAUAUCAAUGCACUGCUAGUUACUUUAAAAAGUUGAAAGAUCUCGUUUGUAAUGAUGCAUUGAAUGAGAAAAUUGACCAGCUUGUCUUACCAUUACUUGACCACUAUUUGCUUGAGGAAGAGGAGAAGAUCUUCAGUGAGUUCAAUAUUAAACAAUAUUUAUAUCCAGCUUGUUUAGGUUAUUUUGAUUCACGACAGACUCGUUUUGCCCGCCGAUUUCAAGUUUAUCUAAGAACCCAAGGUUAAAUAUCUGUAUUUAAUGGAUAAAUGUAAUUAUAUAAU